GCCGUUCGAAAGUUCAGAAAGUUGCUCGUUGCUCAUCUGUUCGGUAGAGAUAAAUAAGAGGCACGACUUGAUUAAAGGUGCUGUUAGUUUUGCAUUUUAAUUAGAAUUAUCGUGACCAAGCGAUUUACUACGAUGGCUUCUCUAGUUAAGCUGGCGAAAUCGACUCUUCGACCUGGAAUCAGGGCCAUUUCCACUUCUCUACCUUCAGCAAGUUCGGAGGUACCUGCCUGUGGCUAUGCUUUUGAGCUGAAUGAUGAGCAGAAGGAAAUCCAGUCCUUGGCUCGCAAAUUCACUGCCGAGGAAAUCAUUCCAAAAGCGGCCGAGUACGACAAGACCAUGGAAUACCCAUGGCCAAUCGUCAAGAAGGCCUGGGAGGUCGGCCUCAUCAACAACCAUAUCCCUUCACACUGCGGUGGCAUGAACCAGGGCAUUUUCGAUGGUUGUUUGAUUGCCGAGGAGCUUGCUUAUGGUUGCACUGGCAUCAAAACCGCCAUUGAGGCCAGCGGUCUUGGCCAAACGCCUGUAAUUAUUGCUGGAAACAAGGAACAGCAGAAGAAGUACCUGGGACGUCUUAUCGACGAGCCUCUUGUUGCGGCAUACUGUGUGACUGAACCUGGUGCAGGAUCCGACGUAAACGGCGUGAAGACCAGAGCAGAAAAGAAGGGCGAUGAGUGGGUUAUCAAUGGCCAGAAAAUGUGGAUCACAAACGGUGGCGUCGCAAACUGGUAUUUCGUUUUGGCCCGUACAAACCCUGACCCCAAGGCCUCUGCCAGCAAAGCCUUCACAGGAUUCAUUGUUGAGAGGGAAACCCCUGGAGUCACCCCUGGCAGAAAAGAAAUCAACAUGGGUCAAAGGUGCUCUGACACUCGAGGAAUCACUUUCGAGGAUGUCCGUGUGCCCAAGGAGAAUGUCCUGAUUGGUGAAGGUGCUGGUUUCAAGAUUGCCAUGGGUGCCUUCGACAAGACCCGUCCUCCAGUUGCUUCUGGAGCCACCGGUCUUGCCCAGCGCGCCCUUGACGAAGCCACCAAGUACGCCCUGGAGAGGAAGGCCUUCGGCGUCCCAAUUGCUUUCCACCAGGCCGUUGCUUUCAUGCUCGCCGACAUGGCUAUUGGAGUUGAAACUUCCCGCCUGGCCUGGAUGAAGUCUGCCUGGGAGGUGGACCAGGGUCGUCGUAACUCUUACUAUGCUUCGAUUGCCAAGGCUCUGGCUGGAGACGUUGCCAACAAAUGUGCAUCUGACGCUGUCCAGAUCUUUGGUGGAAACGGCUUCAACAGCGAAUAUCCCGUUGAGAAGUUGAUGAGAGAUGCCAAGAUUUAUCAGAUUUAUGAAGGAACUGCUCAGAUCCAGCGCCUCAUCAUUUCGCGCGCCAUUAUUGACAUGGCCAAGGCCAAGGCGUAAUCAGUCUAAAACUUUUACGGGCUCAUUUUAUAUUCCAUCUGCUGUGAAAUUUAUUUGAAUACAUGCCUUUGUCAUCUUUAUGGUUUCGCCAGUUAUUUGUUUUGCAGAAGUUAUUUUAACAGACUAAUGUAUCAUCAUGAGACUGAAUAAAAGAAAAAAUUGCACCAAGUUAUUUCUCAAACAAAAGUA
This is a messenger RNA of Neocloeon triangulifer, 1587 nucleotides long. It is a transcript of the gene Mcad, whose product is annotated as medium-chain specific acyl-CoA dehydrogenase, mitochondrial. Gene Ontology annotation, molecular function: medium-chain fatty acyl-CoA dehydrogenase activity; flavin adenine dinucleotide binding. The transcript has 11 exons. The record is from RefSeq and is a predicted model, not a curated record. Gene Ontology annotation, biological process: fatty acid beta-oxidation; medium-chain fatty acid catabolic process. NCBI's taxonomy places the organism in Eukaryota, Metazoa, Arthropoda, Insecta, Ephemeroptera, Baetidae. Gene Ontology annotation, cellular component: mitochondrion. Bases 133 to 1398 code for a protein of 421 amino acids.